AUGAUUGAAAACUACAAAGACUGGCAUGAACAAUUGCCUUAUGCAUUACGGGAUAUCGUACUCUUUGUCGAACUUCAAUCCACUCCAUACCUGUUGGUGUACGGAACUGAAACAAUAAUACCAGCCGAAGUAGAAUUUCCUUCACUUCGGAUAAUACAAGAAGCUGAGUUGGAUGAUGCGGAAUGGAUCCGCAAAAGGUAUGAACAACUGGCUUUGAUAGAUGAAAAGUGGAUGAUUGCUGUUUGCCAUGGCCAAUUGUACCAACAAAGAAUGGCGCGAGCUUUUAACAAGCAUGUGAGAACUAGGAUUUUUCAAAUCGGGCAAUUGGUGCUCGAACAAAUAUUCCCUAAUCAAGAAGAAUACAAAGAAAAGUUCGCACCAAAUUGGCAAGGCCCCAAUAUGGUACGAAAGGUACUAUCAGGAGAAGCUGUGGUACUUGCAGAAAUGGUUGGUCAAAAAUGGCCAAGGGCAAUAAAUUCAAAUGUCAUCAAGAGAUACUACGUGUGA
Molecule: messenger RNA, 507 nt
Organism: Lycium ferocissimum
Lineage: Eukaryota; Viridiplantae; Streptophyta; Magnoliopsida; Solanales; Solanaceae
Exons: 1
Coding region: 1-507 (168 amino acids)
Source: RefSeq, a predicted model, not a curated record